AGGGGGAUCGUAGUAAAAUUAGGCGAUGGAAUCGAUGGAGGGAUCGACCCCCAUGGAUGACCAUCUCGAGGACCACAGCGAUCGAGCGGUGUCCGUCGGAGCUGCCAUGGAACGCCAAGUGUGCGGCACGGACAGCGUGUCGCCGACGGUCGACUCGUGCACUUGCCGUGGUGAGGCCAAGUCGGCUUCCAUCACGUCGUUCAUCGACAUCAACGACGUUCUCGACGAUUCGUUCGACGCGAGUCGAAGCGACGUCGAACCAACUGCCACUACGUCCACCACCACGAGCAGCGGCGCCCACUCUGCACUUGACAACUCUGGCACGUCAGCCGUUGGUGACACCAUGGACACGGGAUCGACCGACACGACAACUGCGACGUCUACAGCCACGAAUGCGUCGUCUUCAUGUAGCUUUGCGUAUUUGGCGCACACAGAGCCCGAGACUCCGUUAGACGGCAUUGUGAUCCACCCGAACGACGUACCGGCCAGGAAGGCCUCGUCUGCUCGAAAGGUCGUCAGUGGCGAGCUCGUGUCGGCGCCGGGUCGACAAACGCGCCGCCGCGGGAUGAAAGAAUUGUACCUGCUCUUGUGCGACAAUGGCAAGCUUCUGGGAGGCAAGACGGUCAUGGCGGUCUCGACUGCGCUGUUUUCGGUCGCGCUCGUCAUCUGCGUAGUUGCGCUUCGUUCGAAGACGCGUCAAGUCGUCAAGAUGCCGUCGGGAGUGCUCCUUGGGUCCCUUGGCACGCUAAUCAUGUCUUGUGUCGUGCUGACCUCGUACCUCCUCAGUCCUGGCUGCCGCCGGCACUCCAACAUCCUCUUGCUCAAUCGAAGCAUCAUGGACCUGCUCCUGGCGCUUUCGUUUUUGCUCCAACCCGCGUGGAACAAUUGGAACGAAGGGUCGGAAGUCGGCACGUCGUGCCAAUACGUGUCGGCCAUUCGCGAAUACUUUAUCAUGACGUCGGCCGCGUGGGAGUUUUGCAUGGCGAUCGAUCUGUUUUCUCUGCUAAAUGAUCCAUUCACGUCGCCUCGAAAGAACCGCGGGCGGUACCAAUUGUUUUCGCACGGCCUUGGGCUGCUCGGCGGCGGUGUCAUGCUGACCAGCUCGUCGUUUUACGGAACGUCGGUCGGCGACUUUUGCUGGGUCAAGAGCAGCGGCCUGGACCAGGGCCACUUUUUCGUGUUUGAUGCAGGCGUGUGGAUCUUUAUCGCGGUGCCAGUCCUGUGCUUUCUUAGCACCAACAUUUACGUGUGUGCUGUGUCGGCCAAGCGGUUUCGCAGCGGGAUCGAAGCAACUCUCGAGCAUCGCCGCGGGCUCCUCCGCGAAGGCUUUUUCACGACCGUCGCGUACAUUGUGUACUGGCUGCUGCUGUGGGGCGUGUACGUGGCGUUUUGGCUGACGAAACCCGACGGUGGCAUCCUUCCCGAACUAUUUGGGUUCCUCUUGUCGUUUCGAGGGAGCGUUGUGUUUGCAUUGUGGAUUUUGUACAGCAGCCCGACGGGCCACGACGGACGCGAGCGGACGAUUCAAGACCGCGACGACGCCAUGCGCGCCCAAACCAACUAUGCGCUGCUCAAGGAGCUCGUAUUUUACACGACUCGGGGCAUCACAAAGGCGGUCCAGGUCGCCAACAAGCGGCAAGCGCUCGAGCUGCCCGAGGUUUCGAUCUUUACCGUGCACCCGCCGCACAACGAACACUCUUUGUUUUCGUGCCACGAGUGCAAGUUUACCGACAUGCGUCCCGACGUGUUUUGCCACGUCCGCGAGUACUUUGGCGUGGACGACCGCGACUUUAUCGACGCGUUUGCCAACUGCAGCAUCCCGAAAGUCAGCGAAGGCGCGAGCGGCUCGUUUAUGUUUUUCACGACCAACGGCGCGUACAUUGUCAAGAGCGUGACGCGGCGCGAGAGUUUGUUUUUGCGGUCGAUUGUCGACAAGUACGCGGCGUACGUGUAUGCAAACCCGGGCACGUUUUUGACGAGGAUCCUCGGCACGUACUCGAUGGUGUUGUACGGUCGGGAAACGUGCUUUGUCGUGAUGGAAAACUUGUUUGACAAGCAUCAUGCUGUCCACCAUCGGUACGACAUCAAGGGGUCGUGGAUCGAUCGGAAUGCGGAGAAGGCGCGCCGAGGCCAAGAGUGUACUUGCCGGUGCGACGUGUCUCGAUCGUUGAAUACCGUCGUGCAGCACGUUGCAAGGAGGACGCGGGCUCUCUCAUGGCUGCUGCGCUAGGUAUUGCAAUAUGACGUUUCGCACGGGGAACCGAGACAGUUGUCCGAACCGCGCCGGGUUUCACGAGCCGAACGUGGUGCUGAAAGACAUGGACUUGACGACCAAAGUAAUGGACAUCUCGACCAUGUGGCGUUGAUAUGCGUGGAUGGUAGGUGCGCCUGAGCGACGCGCAGGGGCCGUUUGUUGUCGCCCAGCUCAAGAAGGACAGCGACUUUUUGUGCGACCACGGCAUCAUGGACUAUAGUUUGCUCUUGGGCGUGAUUGAAGUCCGCUUCCACGUCACAGCCACCAACAUCAUUCCUGACCAAGCGGAUCCCGUCCAGCUGCCGUCGGCCGUCCAUAGCCGCAACCCGACGGGGAAGCGACCCAUACCCAAGCAAUCGAUUGCGUCGGUGCGAGCGGCCGACGUGGUUGUGGGCCCGGGCUUCUUUUACAUGGGGAUGAUUGACAUUUUGCAAACGUGGACGUGGGAGAAGCGCGUCGAACGCUUUGUCAAGACGGUGCUCCUGCGCAAAGACGGCGCCGGCAUUUCGGCCCUGCCACCAAAACCAUAUCGAGAUCGUUUUCACAAGAAGCUGGACGAGAUUUUUCACAUGCCGAGUUUGGCCACGAGCCAUGCAUCCCCCCUUGGCCGGGUCGACGUGGCGACCCCCGCGGCCGCAAGUAAAAUCUUUCCAGUCUACAACGACACGGGGUCGUCCAAGAUGAGCUUUCGCAACGAGUGGCGCGACAGCCCUCCACCAGACGCCACGCCGCGUGAGUUUGACAUGGAGGUCGGGGAAGCGAUGGCAGUCCGAUGAACGACGACGGCAUGUGCCGCCCGUCGACUCAUGUGGCGCAUGAAGGAUGGAUAACGUCGUGUGCCCCGUGUUUGCAUGGAUUGUUUGGAGGAGGCAUGUUGUUUGCACAAGCAAGGCAGAACGGCUUGAGUGGAUGUGCGCGACUUUGCAGUGUCUGGCCCGA
Molecule: messenger RNA, 3193 nt
Organism: Aphanomyces invadans
Lineage: Eukaryota; Oomycota; Saprolegniomycetes; Saprolegniales; Verrucalvaceae
Exons: 10
Coding region: 26-2230 (734 amino acids)
Biological process (GO): phosphatidylinositol metabolic process; G protein-coupled receptor signaling pathway; cell surface receptor signaling pathway
Cellular component (GO): membrane
Molecular function (GO): phosphatidylinositol kinase activity; G protein-coupled receptor activity
Source: RefSeq, a predicted model, not a curated record